This is a messenger RNA of Dendrobium catenatum, 961 nucleotides long. Its product is annotated as ferredoxin-thioredoxin reductase, variable chain-like. The record is from RefSeq and is a predicted model, not a curated record. Lineage: Eukaryota; Viridiplantae; Streptophyta; Magnoliopsida; Asparagales; Orchidaceae. The transcript has a single exon. Bases 199 to 672 code for a protein of 157 amino acids. Gene Ontology annotation, biological process: photosynthesis.
UGUGCCACUCGUUUGCUGCUCGAUCAGCCCUUAUCCACUCCACCACUGCACCACUCCACACGUUAGAUGUUCGGCGAAACGCCCCUAUAAGAAAUCCCUUCCCCCUCCUCCCUUCUUUUCAUUUCCCUUACUCCACAUCUAAAGAUCUGGGAAGACUCAAUCAAGAUCAUAAUUACUGCCGCCUGAGUACUUCAUAAAAUGCCAUCUACGGCUUCCAACGCUUCCACAUCAAGCUUCUCCGCAUCUCUCUUUCGGCGUCCCACCGCCCUACUAGCAGCGGCGCCACGGCCGUCGUGGCCUCUGGCUUCUGCGGUCACGACAGCGGCACGGAGGAACCUCUCAUGCCAGGUUGCCCUCGCCACCGACGUCUCCUCCUCCUCGCCUGAUGCAAUCGCCGAAGAAGAGGCUGAGGCUGCCGCUAAGAUUGGGGCUAAGGUUCGCGUGAAGGUUCCGGUCAAGGUCUAUCACGUGAUGAAGGCGCCGGAACUGGAUUUGUGCGGGAUGGAGGGGGUAAUCAAGCAGUACGUUGGGGUUUGGAAAGGGAAGCGUAUUUCAGCUAAUCUCCCCUUCAGGGUGGAGUUCUUUAUUUCCGUCGCGGGGCAGGAGAAGCCCGUCAAGUUCGUUGCGCAUCUGAGGGAAGACGAGUUCGAGUACUUGCCUUCUUCCGAUUGAGUGCUUGUUCUGUUUGAUGUAAAAAUUGCCGAUUUCUGAAGCCCUCUGAUGUGUAGCUGGUGUAGGAGCUGAAACAGAGGGAUCCGGAACAGCAAGAACAAGUGGAAACCAGAGUAUACUUUUUCUAUAUUGUGUAAAAACUCCCUAAUACAGUAGUUUGCAUUUCUUCUGUAUUGUUUUUCUCUCUAUUCUAAUAAGAGUAGUAAUGUUAAAAAGGUAAAUAUUAGACUAUUAGACUAAAACAGAAAAAAAAAAUCUGAUAUUAUCGCAGUGGUUAAAACAGAACUAG